Messenger RNA from Phaedon cochleariae (mustard beetle), 5928 nucleotides. NCBI's taxonomy places the organism in Eukaryota, Metazoa, Arthropoda, Insecta, Coleoptera, Chrysomelidae. The record is from the annotation of a GenBank genome assembly.
AUGUGGAAGCUGUUGACUUGUCUGUGCCCUCUUCUGAUCGCCACAAUCGCCAGACCAGACAGGAACAGCCUGCACCCUUGUCCCGGUGCCCCCGACAAGGGCCCCUGCAACAGGAACAUCUACAAAUGGUCGUUCGACCACGAUCGACAGGAAUGCGUCAUGUUCAUUUGGGGAGGGUGUGGGGGCAACGACAAAAAUCGGUUCGACAAUGAACAUCAGUGUUGGAACAGAUGCGUAGCACUCGAAAGGGGGAUAUCAUUAUCUAACAAUGACUCAAUUAUACCAAAUGAAGAGAGAGGCCCACAUCUAACUUUUCAAGAAACUGGUAACGAGACCACCUUCAUGUUUGCUCAGUCCAAUACUUUCAUUCAGAUCGACGGUGAUAUCAUACAAACAUUUCAAUUAAGGUUAUGCCGCCAAAUCUCUUUCCAAUUCCGUACUCGUCUACCACAUGGUCUUCUCGUAUACCACAACGUCAAAGUUCCAGCAGGAGUAUCUCUGCAACCGUACGCUCUCUAUAUCAUAGUCCAACAAGGUCAGCUCAAGGUGGUGCAUGUGUACGGAAAACACUCGUCAGCAUUAACUGUAGGCAGAGGGCUCAACAGGGACGAAUGGCAUUCAGUAACGGUUCGUAUAGAUGUUCAUAGCGCAAGACUCAUGGCCAUCGUUGAUGAUCUGAGAGAAGAAAUAACCCUAAAAGGCCUGGACAAAGAGAGUAACUACGGUGUAGCUGCUAAUGUUACUUCCGUCAUUCUCGUCGGAGGUCUGAGCUCUGAGGAACGCCUGCACGGAGUGAAAUACAUCAUAGAAUCCUUCGUCGGCUGCAUCAAAAACAUCAUUCUAGGCACAGGAAAAUCAGCUUCAGAUCUCUUACCCAUCAGCCCUCUGAUAGCUACCAAGCAUGAAAACGUCCAGGAAGGAUGUAUCGACAAAUGUAUAACAGUUGAGAAUCUCUGCUUCCAAGGCUCUAGAUGUAUCAACCACUACAACUCACUAUCCUGUGACUGUUUCGGCACCAAAUAUGAGGGAGAAUACUGCGAUAUCUACACUGCGACAAUCCUCACGCUGAGGGGUUCUUCUUAUGUCUCGUACAGGGUGUACGACUGGAAAGACCGAGUGCACUCGUCAGUAACGCGCUUUUCCAUGGUCUUCAAAACCAGAUUUGACGAUUCCGCUUUGCUUUAUGCUGCUGGUGGCGAGCAAGGCAUAGACCACUACAUAGCAGCAUCCAUCUACAACAACUCGGUUUUUGUCGAAGUAAAUUUUGGGGAAGAUCCCAUAGUAACGGUACUUGGACAGAACGCGGGCUUCAAGCUUUAUCAGUGGAACAACCUAACUAUUUUCCAUGAAUACGACAAGCUACACUUGAUCUUGAACGAAGAAAGGGUGACUUUGAAUAUAACCGGGAAUCUUCUGCUGUAUAUCGAUCCAGAGAUAUAUAUAGGCGGAGGACCUGAAGAAGAGUUGCAGAAGAAGAUUGGACUGAAGUCGACCAACAACUUCGUGGGUUCCUUGAAGUACGUCUUCUACAACGACAUUUCCAUAAUCUACGAGCUGAAUAAGAACAAUCCCAAAGUGCACUAUAUCGGGAUUCUGAGACCGGAGUUUUACGAAGCUGACGUCGAAGACAUUCCCAUAACGUUCCCAUUCUCGUCUUCUCACAUAUGGUGGCACAACAACCAUACGGACAGUCUCGCUCUCUCCUUCAGCUUCAAAGCUAGCAGUAACCUUAGCGUGGUGGCUUCCAGCGAUUCUCAAACGGGCAUUUACUGGGAGGUGCGCGUGGUGAAUGACGAAGUGAGGUUCGAGCUGUCGGACAACGCCAAGAACGUUACUCAUCUCAUCAGCGUGAAGAAAACGCCCGGUAUCUGGCACAGCCUGAAUCUGACGUACGCCCACGGAGAAGUAAACCUCACCGUCGACAACCGGCACAAGCAAGAGAAGAUCGACGACAUGAACUUCGCGAUCGGGGAUAAAAUCAAGGUGGCUGCCGGUUCGCGGUCCAACUCGGGCAUGAUCGGCUGCAUGAUGGACAUCAUAGUGAACGACGCGCAGCUGGAGCCGAGGUCGGUGCUGCAGAGCGAGAGGGUGGUGGGGGAAGUGACCUUGGACGACUGCCGGUUCGUGGACGCUUGCAAGCGGCCUAAUACGUGCGAACAUGGCGGGAAGUGUUCGGUUAAAGAGGACCGGUUGAUUUGCGACUGCACCAACACCGGGUACAUGGGAACUAACUGCCAUUUCGCGCAGUACAGGAAGACUUGCGAGGAGUUGGCGCUUUUAGGCUACACGAAACCGGACGUAUAUCUCAUCGACAUCGAUGGCAACGGCAAAUUUCCCCCGGCACACGUCAGAUGCGAGUUCCAGAGCCCCGAGGACUCCACCAAGACCAUCGUCGAACAUAACCUGCCCAGUCAGAUCGACGUCCGAUCGCCGUCAGAGGAGGACUUCAGCUUCAGCAUCAAGUACCGUGAGUUCGAUGCUGAAAUGCUCCAAGAGCUGGUGCGGCACUCGCUGAACUGCAGCCAGUACGUGCGGUACGACUGUCAGAGGGCGCCGCUGGAGCUGCACUCGGCCACGUGGUUCGUCAGCUCAGCCAAUCAAACUGUGGAUUUCAUCGGGGACGUGAAGAGGGGUACAUGCCCGUGUUCCAUAGGCAAGAAGUGCGAGAACAAGUCGCAGUGGUGCAACUGCGACGAUAUGGACGACGACAAGUGGUACACGGACGACGGGUACUACACCAGCGCCGGCAGCCUGGGCAUCACCGAAAUGGUGUUCCUGCAGCAGGCCGAUAUGCCGGAGGACGCGCUCGGGAGGAUCACUUUGGGGCCCUUGGAGUGCGUGGAAACCAAUACGCAGAGGUAUGUUGUUACUUUCACCACAAGUCAAUCGUAUAUUGAAGUACCAGGUUGGAGGAAAGGAGAUCUAGCCUUUUCCUUCAGGACAACAGGCAAAAAGGCAAUUCUUCUGUACCAACCACCUAUCAGACCUAACUAUCCCAGUUUCAUGGUUGCAUUAACCAGUGAUUUCCAAUUGACCUUCAAUUUCACCCUGAACACUGGUGUGUCCAAGGAAUUGGUGAUAAUAUCGGGUAGGAAAUUGAAUGGUGGGGAGUGGCACAAAGUUUGGAUAGACUACAACAAGUACCAUGUGAGAUUCAUGAUAAACGAAGAUUUCCAGAUGGUGAAUUUGAAGCCCGAAGAGGAAUUCGGGCCCUUUGAGGGUUCCAUGUUUAUUGGGGGAGCAAUCAGUGACCUUCUCGACCCCAAAUCGUCAGUCCACCAAGGCCUGAUCGGCUGUUUCCGAGGCCUGGUGGUGAACGAAGAGGUCUUGGACAUCUACAGCUACAUGAGCGUCCAUCUCAGCGAGAUCAUCAAGGAGUGCAAGCCGUCGUGCGACCCGAAUCCCUGCCAAAAUGGCGCCCAAUGCAAGGAGUUGUGGAGCAACUUCCAGUGCAUCUGCCCGAAUCCGUGGGCGUACAGUGGAGAAUAUUGUGAGACAAAUGUGAACACCAACGCAAUAACAUUCACUCAGCCCGAAUCCUACUUGAGAAGAAACUAUCUGACCAACGACACGAGUGACGAGAAAACGAUACUAUCGAGAAUAUUCCGUGAAAGGAUUCUGGUGAACCUGCGCACAUAUGAAGAACACGCGCUCAUUUUCUAUGCAAAUGACAAUUUGAACAACUUCGUUCAUUUGUACAUCGAAAACGGUACCCAGGUGAUUUUCCUGUUCAACUACGAUAACGAGAUACACAACAUUACUGUGGAUUACCCACAAUUGAACAGCAGCGAAUCAGUACAGAUAGCGAUAGAAAGAAGCGAGAAUACGACAAUGAUGCACGUUAACGACCGAAAUUCGACUAUACCUCUGGGAGUUAAACUCCUCCAAGAAUACUCCAACAAACCAUGGGUCAACCCUGCGAUGGAGGUACUAGCUCCACAAAGACCACCAGCUCCACCUACGGAAUAUUUCCAGUUGAAUUUGGGUGGAUUCGAUCCGGAAACUUUGCUGAAGGUAUCCGGGAACCGGCCAGUUCUUCCUGGAUAUGUGGGAUGCCUCAGGGGCCUUCAAAUCGGUGACAAUCCGAUCGAUUUGCCUUCCAGGGUCAACGAUACAGAUUCUGGAGUGAUCGCCAACUGCAACAUGAAAUGCGACGAGGUGCCCUGCCAGCACGAGGGCACGUGCAUCGAGGACUUCCGCAACCAGCGGCACACGUGCAAUUGCGAGCACACCAGCUACUAUGGCGAGUUCUGCUCGGAGGAAAAGGGGGCCGAGUUCAACGGCGAAUCCAUCUUGUGGCGGGAGUACGUGCUGAAUGGGUCCGUGGACCAUGUCAAGUUCCAGCUGGCUUUCUCGAGUGUCGACGUUAGUCAGAAGAAUACGAUUUUGUUGCUGCUGCAGACUGAAAACAGUCGCAGCUACUAUCUGUUGGUCGGCCUCAGCCUCGAGGGUCACCUCACCGUCCAAGAGGACAGAGAGGGCGCCGUUUUCUCCGCCACCGUCAACAAAAAGAACUUCCUGAACGGCGCCAGGCACUCGGUGCACUAUCAACGCCAUCUUGACCACUCCGAGCUGUUCGUGGACAGGGAGGUGACCUUGAUGGAUCGGAUACCGGCGCAAACGUUCACAAACGUGCCGGAGGUGGGGGCCAAUGAGGUGCAUAUCGGUGGACACGACACUAACGAUCCGCGGUUUGCUACUUACAAGAGAUACAGCGGCUGUUUGUCCAAUAUAUUCAUCGAGGUCAACGAGCAUGUGAUGAAACCACUCGAAGAAUACAUGCUGUUCACGAAAACUGGCACCGAAAAAGUGAACGUCUCGAACCAACAUGGGGUCAGGAGUGCUCAGUGCAGCUCUGAUUUCGACAAGAUUCACGAAAAGGCACCAGUCACCACAAAUCUGAAUAUCAGUCAAGGAACUGACAAAACUUGGGUUCAAGACGCCCCUCAACGAGUUUUGUACUCUUCCAUCUAUUCCGACACUGCAGAGGAAGAAGACGAAACCGAAAAGUUGGUCAUCAUCGUGCUCGCAUCAUUUUUCGUGCUGGUUCUAGUUUGCUGCACCUAUCACCUGUUCAUCACCAACAAAAAGUAUAAGGAGAGGAAAGAAUUCGAAACGGAUGCCAGCAUUCUCUUAUCAAAACAGCAAGCAGCACUACUUCAAGAAACCAACAAAGUAUCCCCUGAGGAUACCAAACCUAUAAACCAAAAUGGAAAAAUACCCAUAGAAAAAACGAACGGUAACAGUAUCAACGGCAAAAAUGGCAAAGCAAGGGACAGCUCAAAAACUGAAGGGACUACAACUGAAGAACUCAUUCCCGUACCGGAAGAAGUCAAGUCUCUGAAAAGAGCAGACAGUUCGAGGGACAAGCAAAAACGUAUUAUAAGUUUUCGAGAAAGAGACCAUCCCUGGGAAACUCCAUUAGAAGGGUCUGAUCUUUUGAGACCCAUGCCAGAAGUAACUGAAGCAGAAGAGGAGGAGGAAGAAGACGAUUCAGAUGAUUCGCAGCGAAAAAUUCUGUCACCUCCUAACGGUACCCUACCAAAUCGAAUCCUACAGGAUGAACUCAUAGACUUGUCUAUUGAUUUCAAAGAGAAGGUUAAAGCUUUGGAAGGUUUUGACCUUCCAAGUCCCAUAGUUGAAAUGAACGAGGAAGAAGAGGAGAACGCUGAUUCAGAAGAAUCGAUGCAAAACACCGGCAAAGUUGAUGGUGUUUCAGCGAUACCGAACAAUCAACCCGACGUGAAUAUUGAAAGUUCUGUUAAAGCUGCGAAUAGAAUUGGUGGCAACAUUGCAUCGAACCUGAAACCGUCAGUGUUUUUGAAUGAACAUCAAAGGACGUUUGCCAAUCCCGUUAGUUAUUUGGGUGGGCCGCAUUUGAGGGCACGGAAUAGGUGGUCUGUUGAAAGUGUUGUUUCUUUGGAUUAA